Molecule: messenger RNA, 1771 nt
Organism: Trichomycterus rosablanca
Lineage: Eukaryota; Metazoa; Chordata; Actinopteri; Siluriformes; Trichomycteridae
Gene: tspan17
Product: tetraspanin 17
Exons: 8
Coding region: 347-1159 (270 amino acids)
Cellular component (GO): plasma membrane
Source: RefSeq, a predicted model, not a curated record
AAUAUCGGAAGAGUAUCGCGGUUUGUCUCGGUGACAAAUAAUCGUGUGUUUAUGGGAGAUAUGAUGUGUAUAUUGUGUUAGAGUUGAGUCUGAGUAAAUGUUCAGGUUAUUAGAUUUAGUGAUGAUUUAGUGAAGGUUCUCGCGCUGAUGUUGGUUGCUGGGUUGUUGUUGUUAGCUAACAGGCUAAUCACAGACAGCUGACCCACUCUCCUAUAAUAACUAAACAUGUAUCGUUCGUUUAGUUUGGUAUUAAAAGCUUUUAUUUGCUGGUUUUAAUCGCGUUUUCUUUCUUAAGAGCGUUCAACUAGUCGUUUAUUGUGUAAAUGAAUCAGUAGUUGUGUUCAGGAUGAGUAGGAAAAAUCAGCAUUAUAAAGGAGCUGAAGUCAGCUGCUGUGUGAAGUAUUUCUUAUUCGGAUUUAACAUCGUGUUCUGGUUGCUGGGAGCUGCGUUCCUGGCUGUAGGACUCUGGGCAUGGGCUGAAAAGGGUGUGUUGUCAAACAUCUCUUCUAUCACCGAUCUGGGAGGGUUUGACCCGGUAUGGCUUUUCAUCGUGGUCGGAGGUGUGAUGUUCAUCCUCGGCUUUGCUGGCUGCAUCGGGGCGCUCAGAGAAAACACCUUCCUGCUCAAAUUUUUUUCAGUGUUUUUGGGGCUCAUCUUUUUCUUGGAGCUGACCGCGGGAAUUCUGGCAUUCGUCUUUAAAGACUGGAUCAAGGACCAGCUGAACUUUUUCAUUCACAACAAUGUCAAAGCCUACCGAGAUGACAUCGACCUGCAGAACCUUAUCGAUUUCGCUCAAGAAUAUUGGUUAUGCUGUGGUGCCCAUGGGCCGGACGACUGGAACAUGAACAUCUACUUCAACUGCACAGAGCCGAACCCGAGCCGAGAGCGCUGUGGCGUCCCUUUCUCCUGCUGCAUCAAAGACCCAGCUGAGGAUGUCCUGAACACCCAGUGUGGCUAUGACGUGCGGCUUGAAGCUGACCUAUCUCGACAGAAGUACAUCUACACCAAAGGCUGUGUGGGGCAGUUUGAGAAGUGGCUGCAGGACAAUUUGAUUGUUGUCGCUGGCAUCUUUGUUGGCAUUGCGCUAUUACAGAUUUUUGGGAUCUGCUUGGCCCAGAACCUGGUGAGCGACAUCAAAGCAGUCAAGGCUAACUGGUGACCCGCGGACGGGGUCUAAAAGGCGGAGUUGACCCCGGUGUAACCUUCUGCAUCACGCCGGUCUUUAAAACGGCACAGAGGAGCCGCUGAGCAGAGAUGCACAUUCCUGUGGAGCUUUAUUUCCAAUACGUUUUAGAUAACACGAACAAUAUUCCUUUCUCUUUCUUAUCGUCGAGAAUGCGACCGACGAGCAGAGACGAGUUCUCGUUUCCUUUUAUUAGCCUGUGGAAAACAUUCCGGCUCCUAUGCACUUGCAGACUAUUGAAACCCCCUUGAAUUUUAAGCUCAGAUUGAAAGGGACGGAUGCGUACAGAGCCAUACUGCAAAAAGCAUGCGGUGUGUUCUUCCGCCCGUCAGUCAAACUUGAUGCACAACAUCCAGCCAGCCAGACUUGCCGUACUUGAAAAUAGGCGCGUUCCUAUUCCAGAGUGCAACCACUACGCUCGGAUAGCUGGAGGAAGUGUCCGUUUGUACAGCCGUGUGUAUUUCCUCCAGCCGAGGAUCUCGUAUAUCCGUUAUCUCUCUUUGGAUGGUUAUUUUUUGGUUUGUUUUCAUAUGGUUAGAGAUUAAUAGUGAUAUGUUAAAAAUAAACAUAUGAACUACGCUGCUUUAA